This is a messenger RNA of Arabidopsis arenosa, 1329 nucleotides long. The record is from the annotation of a GenBank genome assembly. NCBI's taxonomy places the organism in Eukaryota, Viridiplantae, Streptophyta, Magnoliopsida, Brassicales, Brassicaceae.
CACAGAGAGAAUCGACAGGAGCAUCAGACCUAACCGUAGAGAGCAUAAUCACGGACGUGGUAUCGGUGAUCAAAUUCAGAUAUAUGGCAACUCUUGAAUAUUCUUUCUACGCAGACCUUGACGAGUUAUCUGACAAUGAAGCAGAACUGGAUGCUAGAACAGAGGAGGAAGACAUUAUUGACAUGGACAUGGAAGACUUAGAAACCCUAAACUAUGAUGAUCUCUCGAGAGUUUCUAAGCUACAGGAAACUCAUAGGUACGCUGAUAUAAUGCAUAAACUGGAACAGGAUCUCGGGAAGGAUUCAGAUGGAGGAGCAGAGAUGGGAACUGUAUUGGAAGACAAGCUUAUCGUUGAUUGCAAUCAGCUCUCAGCUGAUAUCGAGAAUGAGAUUGUGAUCGUCCACAACUUUAUCCGCGACAAGUACAGACUUAAGUUCCCAGAGCUUGAGUCGCUGGUACAUGACCCAAUAGAUUACGCCCGUGUCGUGAAAAAAAUUGCCAAUGAGACAGAUAUAACUCUUGUUGAUAUGGAAGGCCUUCUUCAACCAGCUACUGUUAUUGCUGUUUCAGUUACUGCAUUAACCACAAAAGGGAAACCACUUCCAGAUAGUAUCCUACGAAAGACUAAGAUGGGAUUCUCUACUGCAAUGUCACAGUCUCGUGCGGGUUAUUUGGAGCAGACAGAGAUUUUCCAAAGCACGCCUCCUGAACUUCGAAUGCGCGAUAGCAGACUCUUGGCUUCAAAAUCGACUUUGGCAGCAAGAGUUGAUGCUACUAGAGGAGAUCCAUCUGGAACAAACGGGAAAGCUUUGAGGGAGGAAAUCCGCAAGAAUAUUGACAAGUGGCAAGAACCUCCUCCUGCAAGGCAACCUAAGCCACUUCAUGUUCCUUAUUCUGAGCCUAAAAAGAGAAGGGGUGGUCGUCGUCUAAGAAAAAUGAAAGAAAGGUAUCAAGUGACAGACAUGAGAAAGUUGGCCAACCGGAUGGCGUUUGGUACACCCGAAGAGAGCUCUCUUGGUGAUGGAUUAGGUAUCGGAUAUGGAAUGCUUGGUCAGGCUGGGAGCAAGCUGAAACUUAAUGCUAAGGUCGCCAAAAAGCGACAGUUCACAGGUGGUUCUACUACCUCUGGUUUGACGACAUCAAGUCUGGCUUUCACUCUUGUGCAAGGAAUAGAGUUGUGCAAUCCUCAGGCAUUAGGAUUAGUCAGUGGGAUUCAAAGCACUUACUUCUCAGAGUCGGGAACUUUCUUCAAACUCAAGAAGAUUUAAACUUCUUACACAGAAAGAAACAACUAGAAGAGGACAUCUCCAAUGAACCUAUAUUUCUUAC